UAUUUUAGUAUCGCUGGUUUCACACAAGCACGCUUUUGCUAGAGACAAAACGACGUUUUGCUGUUUAUUAUUCGACGAGCCGUGUCGGAUGGAAAUAUGGCAUUCUGAACGGGCUUGUAUUUUCUUCAGAUUGAAUUCCAGCUAGACCGGAUCACAUCUGCACCGGAUGCACACAGAAACAGCACAAGUAGCUGCCCGAUAACGACUUCCCUGUUGGAUAUAACCUGACGUUUCUGUAACUGUCCGUCUACUAUGGGGUGUCAACUUGGACUAGCAACUGAACGAUGCAGUAAAGGAAUGGCCCUGGCCUUGGCUCUUCUCUUCCUCUAUGUCUUCCCCCUGAUCACUGUGGCUGUACAUAAUUUGACAGCUGGAGGUUGUGCCAUUAUUCGGCCCCCGAGGGAUGGAGGAAUACGGUACAGAGGCCUGACGCAGGAGCAGAUCCGCAGUGUGCAGAUCCUGCCUGUGGAUUACGAGAUUGAGUACAUCUGCCGGGGGAACAGAGUGAUCGUGGGGCCGAAGGUCAGGAAGUGUCUGCCGAACGGGACGUGGACAGACCUGUCUCUACGGAGCCGCUGCUUGCUGCCAUGUCCUCAGGUGUGGACGUCCCUGGAGAAUGGGCAGGUAGAGGCUUGGCCACCUGGUCCCCCAGUUGAGGGGACCAUGCUACAGUACAGCUGCAAUACAGGCUUCCAGCUGGUGGGCAGAAACAGCAGCCUCUGCACCAAGCUGGGCAAGUGGGACUCCCCCAAACCCAUCUGCAAAUAUGACCGGAAUUACUCAGGCAAGAAGAAGCUGUACAUCGGAGCCCUGUUCCCAAUGAGCGGCGGCUGGCCGGGAGGACAGGCAUGUCUGCCUUCUGCUCAAAUGGCCUUAGAGCUGGUCAACAAGAGAACGGAUAUCCUACCGGAUUACGAGCUGGAACUGAUAUACUACGACAGCAUGUGUGAUCCGGGAGAGGCCACUAAGCUGCUGUAUGACCUGUUGUACACGGAGCCCAUAAAGAUCGUGCUGAUGCCCGGGUGCAGCUCUGUGUCCACGUUGGUGGCAGAGGCUGCCCGCAUGUGGAACCUCAUCGUGCUGUCCUACGGCUCCAGCUCGCCCGCCCUCUCCAACCGCCAGCGUUUCCCCACCUUCUUCCGCACCCACCCGUCCGCCACGCUCCACAACCCCACCCGCGUGCAGCUCUUCCAGAAGUGGAAGUGGACCAAGAUCGCCACCAUCCAGCAGACCACGGAGGUGUUCACCUCGACACUGGAUGAUCUGGAGGAGAGAGUGAAGGCUGCUGGGAUUGAGAUCAGCGUGAGACAGAGCUUUCUUACAGACCCUGCUGUGGCAGUCAAGAACCUCAAGCGUCAGGAUGCCAGAAUCAUCGUGGGCCUCUUCUACGAGACGGAGGCCAGGAAAGUCUUCUGCGAGGUAUUUAAGGAAAAGUUGUACGGGAAGAAGUACGUCUGGUUUCUGAUUGGCUGGUACGCCGACAACUGGUUCAAGAUCAAGGACCCGUCCAUAAACUGCACGGUGGAGAACAUGACGGAGGCGGUGGAGGGCCACGUCACCACGGAGAUCGUGAUGCUCAACCCCGAGACCGUCCGGGGAGCCUCCAACCUGACGUCCCAGGAAUUCCUGGAGCAGCUGAUGUCCCGGCUGGGGGGUAAGAACCCCGAGGAGACGGGGGGCUUUCAGGAGGCCCCUCUGGCCUACGACGCCAUUUGGGCCCUCGCUCUGGCCCUCAACAAGACCGUGGGGCCCCUGAAGGCCAAGGGCCGGCACCUGGAGGACUUCAACUACAACAACCGCGACAUCACAGCCGAGAUAUACCGCGCACUCAACACCAGCUCCUUCGAAGGGGUGUCUGGUCACGUGGUGUUCGAUGCUCAGGGUUCGAGAAUGGCCUGGACUCUUAUUGAACAGCUGCAAGGUGGAAGCUAUAAGAAGAUUGGAUACUAUGACAGCACCAAGGGGAAUCUCUCCUGGUUUGGCAAUGACAGGUGGAUAGGCUCAGACCCACCGGCUGAUCAGACUGUGGUCAUCGAGGAGUUCAGGUUUCUGUCGCAGAAGCUCUUUGUUUCCGUGGCGGUCUUCGCUGGGCUGGGAAUCCUCCUGGGAAUCGUCUGCCUCACUUUCAACAUCUACAACAGCAACGUCAGGUAUAUCCAGAACUCGCAGCCCUACCUGAAUAACAUGACGGCCGUGGGCUGCAUGCUGGCGCUGGCAGCCGUGUUCCCCCUGGGCAUCGAUGGCCGCCAUGUGCAGAGGGCACAGUUCCCCAUCGUCUGCCAGUUCCGCCUUUGGCUGCUGGGACUGGGCUUCAGCCUGGCCUACGGCAGCAUGUUCACCAAGAUCUGGUGGGUCCACACCGUCUUCACCAAGAAGGACGAGAAGAAGGACAAGAGGAAGCAGCACUUGGAGCCCUGGAAACUCUAUGCCACCGUCGGGGUGUUGCUGGUCAUCGACAUCCUGUCCCUCAUGAUCUGGCAGAUAGUGGAUCCUCUGCACAUCACUGUGGAGAAGUUCACUAAAGAAGCCCCAAAAGGGGACCUGGAUGUCCUGAUUCAGCCUCUGCUGGAGCACUGCAGCUCAGAGAAGAUGAACACCUGGCUCGGGGUGGUCUAUGGCUACAAGGGCCUGCUGCUGCUGCUGGGGAUAUUCCUGGCCUACGAGACAAAGUCGGUGUCGACCGAGAAGAUCAACGACCACCGCGCGGUGGGAAUGGCCAUCUACAACGUUUCAGUUCUGUGUAUGAUCACAGCUCCGGUCACCAUGAUCCUGUCCUCUCAGCAGGAUGCUUCCUUUGCAUUUGCCUCUCUGGCCAUCGUCUUCUCUGUCUACAUCACCCUGGUUGUACUCUUUGCUCCAAAGAUGCGCAGGUUGAUUACCAGAGGGGAGUGGCAGUCCGAGCAGCAGGAGACCAUGAAGACAGGGUCCUCCACCAACAACAACGAUGAGGAGAAAUCCCGACAGCUGGAACGAGAGAACAAGGAGCUACAGAAGAUCAUACAGGAGAAAGAAGAGAGGGUGUCAGAACUUAGGAACCAGCUGUCCCAGAGACAAGCUCUCCGCUCACGAAGGCGUCCCUCCACACAGAACCAAAACCACAGCACUCCCCCGCCCCCCGCCUCCCAGAAUGACCCGAAAUCCCUGCUACCCCCACCCGGUUACCCCCUCCCUUCAUCCGACAACCACUCCCUCCCUCCCUCCUUCUCCAACUCAUCCAGCCUUUACCAGCCCGAUGGAAAGAUAAGCCGCAAUAACUGCCACACCAGCCGUCUACAGCUGCUCUACAAGUGAGAGGGCAGGGUUAACACAGGAAGGGGAGGGGUUAGCAGGGAGAGGGGAGGGGUUAAUAAGGGAAGGGGAGGAGUCAGAGACUGAGAGGAUAAACUCUGUCUAAGGAAAUUCAGUAAGAACAAGACUGCAAGGACUUUCUGUCUCUCUCUCUCUCUCUCUUGCUGUAUUACCCCAGUAAAUUCAGGCAUAUCGUAGCUUGUUCUUGACAUUAAGUACAAACUUAAUCAUGCCAUCGUUUUAAACUUAUAUUUGUUAUUGGUGCAUGAAAUGUGUUAUAGUCCAUCUGGGACUAGCCGAUGCAGACAGUAUGUUAAAAUUAAAGACACAAUUAGUUAAUUUUACUGCCCAGAUGUUAAUCCGGGAUAUUUUAAUGAAGUGUCUGCUCGCUGCGCCAGGUGACAUAAAGAGAUGCGUUUACCUGGAACUUCUAAUGUCUAGAAAUACAUCUGCAUCAGUAUUUAACACUAUGAAGUGAUCAGUAAACCUGCUUUCCUCUGGCCAAAACUACGGCAAGUUGACAUUCACUGAAAAAAAAACAAAAAGGUUGAGCUGGGACAAUCUGAGUGGAGCUCUCACUCUCCACAUUCCCCCUUUGAUAAUGUCAGUGAUGAUGAGUGGAGAGGCUUUAAGUAGAGAUCUGGCCACCCUCAAUCUGGCAACCUAAAUCUUCCCCAGUCAGUGUGACUGAAUGACUAUUUUCCUCUCUGCCUGAAGCAAUGUGCUGAGCAUGCCAGCGAUGAUAGAGGAGGAGUUCUGCCUCGUUUAGAUCCAGGGAGUCCAGGUGUGAAAGCUGCAGAGCUGUGCCCUUAGAAACACACAUAAAUACUCCUAUUUUAAGUUCUGAUUAUUUGAAAGCCAAUAAAAUUAAUAUCAGUCACGAUCGUAAACAUGAGUGGCAGAGCACAUUUAAUCAGAACGAAGGAGAAAGAAGGUUAAUUUGAUGGGCAGGAAGGACUAAGUUAAUUAAAGCACUUUAAGUCUGCAUGCGUCUGAUGCAGUCUGGCUUCCACGGGAUUUGUGCUGUAGCGUCUAAUUGGGUUUGCAGAUACUGCGCAGACCUCCGACACUGUGUCGGCUCAUUAUUGAUUUUUUUUUUCUCUUGAAAUGUAUCGUCAUUACUACAAGCCUCGCAAUAGGUUUAACCCCCACCCAGGGAGUGUGGGUGGAGGGAUGCCCCCAGACAGCACUUUGGGGUGUCCACGUUCUGCAAUGCAAAUUAUGUUACUCAUACUCAAAGAAUAUCCUUCACGCCCCCCAAGUCAGUACAAGACGAAUAUUUUCACAGAGUAUUAAGGCAUAAUGUGGUAAAAACCAAGCAACCAAGCCAUGUUUUGCAUAAGGCCUCUGCACAGACUUCAUUUCAGUCUUGAACUGUAGCAUAAUUUCACUGUUUGUUUCGUUUUAUGAGUCUGUUUCGGGUUGGGGUUUUUUUCUCCCUCAGAAACAGCCUUUGUUUGUAAGGCCGUGUGUCGCACGCUAUGACAGGCCUGGCCCGUUUCUGAGCUCCGUUCUGUGAGAAAAGCACACAGCCAUCUCAUCGGCCUACUUUACUGUACGUCUUUUCUCAAACAAUACACUUUGUUGACAAUCGAUGCAUCUCUUCAUCUGUCUCUCAGUUUCUGUCCACGAGAACCAUAUUAGCAGACGAUGCUUAUACACUGUAAAUGAUAAUAUGCAUACACAUAUAGAUAUAUUAUAUAUUGAUAAUGAAAAUUAUUACGAUAAACUGAUUCUCUUGCACAUAUACUAAUAUAUUCCUCCGUGAUAUUUAUAUUUACUAUGGCAAUCCUUGUUUAAUUUCGAGAGAAUAUGGUAUGCAAAAGGAAUGGCUAUGAUGGAAAAAUAAAUCUGCUCUUUUUCACGGCCUGGUUUUGUGUGUGUUUGUAUGAAGAACUGCUUUAGCUGGAUGUGAUUUCAGUGGAUGACGCCAAAGUUCCUGGAGGAUCAGCAGUCAGGACAGCUAAG
Messenger RNA from Megalops cyprinoides (Indo-Pacific tarpon), 5256 nucleotides. It is a transcript of the gene gabbr1b, whose product is annotated as gamma-aminobutyric acid (GABA) B receptor, 1b. The transcript has 26 exons. The record is from RefSeq and is a predicted model, not a curated record. Gene Ontology annotation, biological process: gamma-aminobutyric acid signaling pathway; G protein-coupled receptor signaling pathway. Gene Ontology annotation, cellular component: membrane; G protein-coupled receptor heterodimeric complex. Gene Ontology annotation, molecular function: G protein-coupled GABA receptor activity. Bases 253 to 3291 code for a protein of 1012 amino acids. NCBI's taxonomy places the organism in Eukaryota, Metazoa, Chordata, Actinopteri, Elopiformes, Megalopidae.